Molecule: messenger RNA, 6123 nt
Organism: Oncorhynchus gorbuscha (pink salmon)
Lineage: Eukaryota; Metazoa; Chordata; Actinopteri; Salmoniformes; Salmonidae
Gene: cast
Product: calpastatin
Cellular component (GO): cytoplasm
Molecular function (GO): calcium-dependent cysteine-type endopeptidase inhibitor activity
Source: RefSeq, a predicted model, not a curated record
AUUUGACUCAUUCUGUUCACAGAAGUAUAUCUGUUGGGCCACCGUUAACCUUUGGCAAUAGAAAAUAUUUGCGUUCCAGCAAUGCCGCACAAAAAGAGAAGCCAUGCCCAUGGCCAUCAUAAAAAGUCACAGGAGCAGAGAACAGCUUCUAGUACCACACUUGGAGAGCAGCAGGUGGAUGACAGGCCCUAUAAUACUCGAGCUGCUGCAGCCUCUAAGGCUCAGUCGCAGCCAAGACAGUAUUCACCCACUUCAGUCGCACAGGUGGCUGUGAAUCCAGCACAAUUUGAGAGUGCAUCAGCCGCCUCCACCAUGGCUACAAAGCCAGGGGUGGUGUCCGUGACAAUGGGUGGUGCCACAGCAAGUGAUGCCACAGCGGGAGGAAGUCCUACUACAGCAGGGACAACACAAAGAGGAACGGCCAAAGUGGCGAUGCCAGAGACGGCAUUCGUCUCUCCAGCAGGUGCUACUAUUAUUGACAUACCAACACCUGGGACCAAAGGCAGCCCUAAAGACACCCCAAAGCCGGCAUCCAUGCACCCGGCCAAAGCUACACCUCUUACCACGGGAGGAGGCAAUAUUGUAGGGGAGGCAGCAACUCCAUGGAAAGCUGAAGUACCAAAGCUUCAAGAGUCUCCGGAACAGACAGCCAAGACUGUGCCCACCACAUCAAGCAAAGUUGACAUGGCUAAAAAGGAUCCUGCUAAGUUGGUUACGGCUGUUGCUGCACCAGCUGCAGCGGCUGGAAAUGCCUCUCUGAAGGGGCCACAGACUAAGGUACAGGUGGAAGUAGUUCCCCCAGGAGCUAAGGCAGCCAAAGAGCCAGCACCCAUGCACCCAGCCAAAGCCACACCUCUUACCACGGGAGGAGGCAAUAUUGUAGGGGAGGUUACAACGCCAUGGAAAGCUGAAGUACCAAAGCUUCAAGAGUCUCCGGAACAGACAGCCAAGAGUGUGCCCACCACAUCAAGCAAAGUUGACAUGGCUAAAAAGGAUCCUGCUAAGUUGGUUACGGCUGUUGCUGCACCAGCUGCCGCGGCUGGAGAUGCCUCUCUGAAGGGGCCACAGACUAAGGUACAGGUGGAAGUAGUUCCCCCAGGAGCUAAGGCAGCCAAAGAGGAGCUUGCGGUGGACCCGUUCGAUGCCCUGGCUGAUUCCUUACCCUCAUCAGAGUCUUUCGCCCCUGCAGCCCAUGUAUACACCGGGCCAGAGGUGAUAGAGCAUGGAUUAUCCUCAAAGCUGGGGAAGAAGGGAGUGAUCUGGGGGAACGACUGCCCACUGCCCCCAGGAUACCGAUUUGAAGACAUGGCCCCAGUUGCAGAAGUCAAGCCAAAAGAUGUCCCGAAACCUAUGAGCACCGAUGAGGCUCUGGACUCCCUGUCCUUUGGGUUCACAACCUCUAUGGUUCCCAUCCCUCAGAAACAGGAGAAGAAAGUGGAAGACUUGGCUGCCAUUGAUGCCUUGUCUGCUGGCUUCUCAAACUUUGCUCCACUUCCACCCGCUCCCAUCAAGAAAGCUGAAGAGUUUAAGUCUGCACCUGUGACCAAGUCUCCUGCUCCCCCCGUUGACAAGAAAGCUAAGGUGGAAAAGUUUGCUGAUGACUUCUCUCUGAUGUCAGGAUUGGACUCCCCACUGGCCACCAAGCCCAAGACAGAUGAGACUGUGCCCACCACAUCAAGCAAAGUUGACAUGGCUAAAAAGGAUCCUGCUAAGUUGGUUACGGCUGUUGCUGCACCAGCUGCCGUGGCUGGAGUUGCCUCUCUGAAGGGGCCACAGACUAAGAAAGUUGAGGAUUUGGCUGCGGUUGAUGCCAUGUCUGCUGGCUUUUCAAACUUUGCUCCACCUCCACCCGCUCCCAUCAAGAAAGCUGAAGAGUUUAAGUCUGCACCUGUGACCAAGUGUCCUGCUCCCCCUGUUGACAAGAAAGCUAAUGUGGAAAAGAAACCCAUGAGCACCGAUGAGGCUCUGGACUCCCUGUCCUUUGGGUUCACAACCUCUAUGGUUCCCAUCCCUCAGAAACAGGAGAAGAAAGUGGAAGACUUGGCUGCCAUUGAUGCCUUAUCUGCUGGCUUCUCAAACUUUUCUCCACCUCCACCCGCUCCCAUCAAGGUACAGGUGGAAGUAGUUCCCCCAGGAGCUAAGGCAGCCAAAGAGCCGGCACCCAUGCACCCAGCCAAAGCCACACCUCUUACCACGGGAGGAGGCAAUAUUGUAGGGGAGGUUACAACGCCAUGGACAGCUGAAGUACCAAAGCUUCAAGAGUCUCCGGAACAGACAGCCAAGACUGUGCCCACCACAUCAAGCAAAGUUGACAUGGCUAAAAAGGAUCCUGCUAAGUUGGUUACAGCUGUUGCUGCACCAGCUGCUGCGGCUGGAAAUGCCUCUCUGAAGGGGCCACAGACUAAGGUACAGGUGGAAGUAGUUCCCCCAGGAGCUAAGGCAGCCAAAGAGGAGCUUGCUGUGGACCCGUUCGAUGCCCUGGCUGAUUCCUUACCCUCAUCAGAGUCUUUCGCCCCUGCAGCCCAUGUAUACACCGGGCCAGAGGUGAUAGAGCAUGGAUUAUCCUCAAAGAAGGGAGUGAUCUGUGGGGGGAACGACUGCCCACUGCCCCCAGGAUACCGAUUUGAAGACAUGGCCCCAGUUGCAGAAGUCAAGCCAAAAGAUGUCCCGAAACCCAUGAGCACCGAUGAGGCUCUGGACUCCCUGUCCUUUGGGUUCACAACCUCUAUGGUUCCCAUCCCUCAGAAACAGGAGAAGAAAGUGGAAGACUUGGCUGCCAUUGAUGCCUUGUCUGCUGGCUUCUCAAACUUUGCUCCACUUCCACCCGCUCCCAUCAAGAAAGCUGAAGAGUUUAAGUCUGCACCUGUGACCAAGUCUCCUGCUCCCCCCGUUGACAAGAAAGCUAAGGUGGAAAAGUUUGCUGAUGACUUCUCUCUGAUGUCAGGAUUGGACUCCCCACUGGCCACCAAGCCUAAGACAGAUGAGACUGUGCCCACCACAUCAAGCAAAGUUGACAUGGCUAAAAAGGAUCCUGCUAAGUUGGUUACGGCUGUUGCUGCACCAGCUGCCGCCGCUGGAGAUGCCUCUCUGAAGGAGCCACAGACUAAGGUACAGGUGGAAGUAGUUCCCCCAGGAGCUAAGGCAGCCAAAGAGCCAGCACCCAUGCACCCAGCCAAAGCUACACCUCUUACCACAGGAGGAGGCAAUAUUGUAGGGGAGGUGACAACGCCAUGGAAAGCUGAAGUACCAAAGCUUCGAGAGUCUCCGGAGCAGACAGCCAAGAGUGUGCCCACCACAUCAAGCAAAGUUGACAUGGCUAAAAAGGAUCCUGCUAAGUUGGUUACAGCUGUUGCUGCACCAGCUGCCGUGGCUGGAGAUGCCUCUCUGAAGGGGCCACAGACUAAGAAAGUUGAGGAUUUGGCUGCCGUUGAUGCCUUGUCUGCUGGCUUCUCAAACUUUGCUCCACCUCCACCCGCUCCCAUCAAGAAAGCUGAAGAGUUUAAGUCUGCACCUGUGACCAAGUCUCCUGCUCCCCCUGUUGACAAGAAAGCUAAGGUGGAAAAGUUUGCUGAUGACUUCUCUCUGAUGUCAGGAUUGGACUCCCCACUGGACACCAAGCCGAAGACAGAUGGGGGUGGCUCCAUGUCCCUGGAUGCUCUCAGUGCUCUGGGAGACUCUCUGCCUGCUCCAGAACCAGCACCUGAACCUCCCAAGAUUAGACAUGAGGACAUAGUCACGGAGGGCAAACUCACAUCGAAGAAGGGAGUUUUUGUGGGUGAGCGAGAUGACACACUCCCACCAAAGUACAGGUUCACAGAAAACAAAGUCAAAGACCUGCCUCCUCUGAAGCCAGAGCCCUCCAUGGACUCUGGUGAGGCUCUGGAGAUCUUGUCAGGUGACUUCAUGUCUUCCUGUGUGGCUCCAGCUGUCCAUGCUCCUGUCCUCUGCCCCCCAGCUCCUCCCACACAGGCCUCAGAUGACUUUGCCUUGGAUGCCCUGGCAGGGGACUUUGUAGCCCCAGCUGUUGCUCCUGCAGUCAAAUCUGCUGUUGACCGCCAGCUAUCUAGAGGGACAGUAGAUGCUCUGGAUACCUUGUCAGACUCCCUGAUGGACAAGGCUCCUAUCCCAGAGCCUGCUCCUGUCUCAGUCAGAGACAUUGUCAAGGAGAAAAAGGUUAUAGAGGAGAAGCUUACCAAAGUGGGGGAGAGGGAUGACAGCCUUCCAGCUGAGUACCGGCCCACAGAGAAAGACCGAAAGGCAAUGGCAGAGGCCAAAGUCCAGGCUGAUGUUAGACCCAAGCAGCCGUCAAUGGAUGACAGCGAGGCCCUUGACCUCUUGUCUAGAGACUUGUCUUCCUCAACUGGUCCAGCUGCAGCCUCAGUAGUCGUGACAACAGAGCAGAGACAGCCCCGACUGGAGCCCAUGUCUGCCCCUGUCCUGGAUGACCUGGCAGGCACCCUGUUCCCAGACACCCCCGAGUUCAAAUCCAAGGGAGACAAGCCAAAGAGCAAGUCGAGGUCAAAGUCAAAGAAACAAAGGAAGGAGGAUCCGUCAUCCAUAGACCAUCUGUCUGGACAGCUGAGUUCAGAUGUAGUGUCAGCAUCCACAAAUAAGGAUGGUUUCUAGCGCACUACAUGUCCCCUGCCACACGGUGGCGCCACUCGAGGGAGCUGCUGUGAAUGAUUAUAUUUUUCUAAAUGGUGGAGAACAUAUACUGGAUUUUUUUUAAAACAUGACCACACACUUACACACAUGCGCAUGUACACACACACACACCACAGUGUGCAAUGCCUUUCCUGCUUGGUUUCGCAUAUGACAGAAGAUUGUACUAGUUUUUGGUUUCUUUCAUUUGAGACGAGGAGAGCAAAAUAAAGAGAGGGAACGAGAGCGAGCGAGGGAGGGAGUUUGUCCUGACUUAUUUCCCAGGAUUGAACAGAGAAUCUGUCCAAUCCUGUAAGGAAAUUAAAUCUAGGCUUUGCCUUUCAAGUGGUCUGACUGACUGUCCAUCCUAGCUAACUGCCUGCAUUGCCCCAACGUUGCAGUGACGUUGCUGCAACAUUGCUACAGCGUUGGGGGUAAUAGUGAGUGUCAUGUGUUUAGGAACAGUAUAUAGGGGUUAUGUGGGAUUGGGAUAUCUGUCCAAUAUUGAUGUACACAGAAGAGUGAGUAUUCUCUUAAGUGGACACCCACCAUAAUACACUAGUGUACAGCACAGUCUGCUCAAUAUUGAAACGUAUAAAAGGAUUUACAGGAAAUGAUCUGCUUGAUAUGGAUGCAUCUGUGAGCAAUUCUAUAUAUUUACUUUCUGUAAAGCAAUAUCUAUUAAGAAGGGUUUAUAUAUGUGUGAACUUUACCUUAUAAAAGCAUUUAUUGGUUUCAGAAAGUGGACACAGAAGUUAACUUAGGCAGUCACUAUGUCUGUAAACUGUCUUUGUUUGUAACCUGUAAAGACUUGUUCUAGAUAUGAGGACACUGUCAUUUACACAGUCUAAAGGGCUAUCACUUCUAGUCAAAAAGUCCAACGCUUUGUGGAUUAUUUCCCCAAAAUGGUAUCACAGAAUUCUACAUAUUUAGGUGCAGGUCUCAAACUUAAAACUUGAGAGAUAUUUUCGAAAUGGGAAUUCUAAUUAAAUAAAUACAAAUAAUAAUUGUAUUGUGUGUAUUCAGCAUUCAUGUGUCUGGAGUAACUCCUUGUGCCACCCUCAACAAUCGAAAACAGAAAACGACUUUUUUACAUGGGGUAACCUAAAAUGUACAUUGCCAAUAAAUAAAUGAAUGCCUAUAACAAGACAUGACAGUAUUAUAAUACAUUUGUGUAAGAGGGUCUUUCGGUAUAGGGAACUUACGGUAUAUCUGUGUUGCAGUUAAAGGGAAGAAAGUUAUACUAUUUUAGAAAUAUUUUCACAUGUAAUAUUAGGACCAUCUUUCGCUUGUACAAAGCAGCGCAGGUGUUUUUAAUUUUAUUUUACAAAGCUCCUUCCACCUUGAGUUUUGGAACGUGUGUUCAACCUCGACUCAAGUCUUCUUUUUGUGUCUUUUGUUUGUGCAACGGCCUUCGGCGCUUGAGGAGUAGAAUUUGAGUGUCGUAAAUAAAACAUAAUAAAAAUCGAUGUGGUUUCACCA